Messenger RNA from Malus domestica (apple), 1471 nucleotides. RefSeq lists its product as uncharacterized. Gene Ontology annotation, molecular function: phosphatidylinositol transfer activity. NCBI's taxonomy places the organism in Eukaryota, Viridiplantae, Streptophyta, Magnoliopsida, Rosales, Rosaceae. The record is from RefSeq and is a predicted model, not a curated record.
CCGGACUUCGCACACACGCAUACACUCUCUCUCUGUGGAAAUGAAGGGAGACCCAAAAUAUCUGGAGGACCUGCCAUAUGAGUACACCAGAAGCGACUCCAGAAAGCUUCAGUCUUUCACCCUUUUAUCUUCUUUCUUCACCUGUUUCUCCUGUUAGUCUUACAAAAAGUCAUCACAUUUCUCUCUCUCUCUCUCUCUCCUCUCGCUCUCUCUCUCUCUCUCUCUCUUCAUCUGGCAAUUGGCAAGCUCGGAGGCUUGGAUUGCAGGUGAAUUUGAACGCGGUUGCGAAAGUUUUGAUAUCGAAAAAUCUGUGAACAUGUUGCGCCUCUGGAGCGGUUCUCAUCAGCAAGUGAACGAUCCGUUGAAGCACGACGAUAAGAUCAAUGAGAUGAAGGCUGCGAUCGGACCGCUAUCCGGACGCAGUUUGCAGUUCUGCACUGAUGCAUGCUUCAGGAGGUACUUGGAGGCGCGGAAUUGGAACGUUGACAAAGCGAAGAAAAUGUUGGAUGAAACGCUCAAAUGGAGGUCAACCUAUAAGCCCGAGGAAAUCCGCUGGCCCGAAGUUGCAAGUGAAGGCGAGACUGGAAAAGUUUACAGAGCAAGUUUUCGCGAUCGUAGUGGGAGGAGUGUUCUUAUACUGAGACCGGGAAUGCAGAACACGGUGUCAAUCGACAAUCAAAUGCGUCAUCUGGUGUAUCUGAUUGAGAAUGCUGUAUUCAACCUUCCCGAGGGCCAAGAACAAAUGGCGUGGCUGAUUGACUUCACGGGGUGGACGCUAAGUACUACCGUGCCUGUGAAAUCAGCUCGAGACACCAUCAAUAUUUUACAGAACCACUACCCCGAGAGACUUGCAGUAGCAUUUCUCUACAAUCCCCCACGCAUCUUCGAAGCGUUUUGGAAGAUUGUCAAGUAUUUCUUGGACAACAAGACAUUCCACAAGGUUAAGUUCGUUUACCCGAAGAACAAAGAUAGCGUGGAGCUUAUGAAACAAUAUUUCGACCAGGAAAAUCUCCCUACCGAGUUUGGAGGACAGGCCAUACUAAACUAUGACCACGAGGAAUUCUCGAAAUUAAUGAAUCAAGAUGAUGUGAAAUCAGCUGCAUUUUGGGGUCGCGAUGAAAAGCUACCACAUUGUGUUAAUGGGCGUUCUGGAGCCGAGGUGGCUCCAGAACCGGUGAGCGUUACACCGGCAGCCAGCUGAGCCUCCCGCCCCAACUCUUAGCGCAUGAUCAUGAUGGUGCACCGGAAUCCUCCAUAGCGGGAGCUGAUAAAGUAUAUCGGAAUAAGUGAGAGGGACUAACUCAUUGAGAUGGUUCUGGAAGGCUGCAAGCUACGAUCCGGCAGGAAUUUUAUUACUUCAUGGCGGGUUUUUCUCUUGCAGGCAUCGGCGAGUGCCUGUUACCUUACUACUAAACAUGUUUAGUAGCUACAUUAUUAUUAAGAAAACAAAUUACCGAUUUGAUGUCCUUAA